This is a messenger RNA of Phalaenopsis equestris, 640 nucleotides long. Its product is annotated as MICOS complex subunit Mic10-like. The transcript has 3 exons. Gene Ontology annotation, cellular component: mitochondrion; MICOS complex; mitochondrial inner membrane. NCBI's taxonomy places the organism in Eukaryota, Viridiplantae, Streptophyta, Magnoliopsida, Asparagales, Orchidaceae. The record is from RefSeq and is a predicted model, not a curated record. Bases 130 to 423 code for a protein of 97 amino acids.
AAAAAUUGAGAACAAUUUGUGAUGAGUGAGAACUUGUUUUAAGCAAAUUGAACCCGAAGGCCGCAAUAGAGAAGGGAUCUCUUCAAUCUGCACAUUGUGCGUCUGACUGGUGAGAAUUAAGUCGAAUUCAUGGCGGAAGAAGAGUUGAAGAAAUCGAGGUCGUCCCUGGACGCUAAAUGGGACGCCUGCCUUGACCUUACCGUCCGCCGCGUCGCCUACUCGUCUCUCGCCGGAACCAUGACUGGACUCCUAUUUUUUCGGAGUCCAAUAACUCGAUGGGCAUCUGUAGCUUUUGGUGCCGGAGUAGGCCUUGGAACUGCAUAUACUGAAUGCUCUUACAUAUUUGAGGGUUCUGUUCCAAAGUGGACUUCUCCAAAGAUUUCAAGUGUUGCUUAUGGUUCAUCUCAAGAACAGCAGAAAUGAAGCUUGCCAAAGACUGAUGUCAUCAGUAUCUUCUUUUCAUCUAUAUUUUCUGCUUGAUCAGUCAGCUGCUGCUUCAUUUUCUCUUGUAUCUGAACCAGCUUUCUAUUGCUAUCAAAUUACUGGAGAACAGUGAAUAUUAUGUAUUUCUAUCUUCAAAUUGCAUUAAGUGAAUAAUACGGGUCUCUUUUAAAAGUUCAUGAAAUGAAUGUUUUCUAUU